Bombus pascuorum is the source of this 2060-nucleotide messenger RNA. RefSeq names its product suppressor APC domain-containing protein 2. The coding region runs from base 403 to 1758 and encodes 451 amino acids. The transcript is spliced from 5 exons. Lineage: Eukaryota; Metazoa; Arthropoda; Insecta; Hymenoptera; Apidae. The record is from RefSeq and is a predicted model, not a curated record.
ACGUUCUAGAUAGAUUCGUACUUCGACACACCUGUUUCAUCUGUUGCGUUCAUAUUUAGUUGCAUACAAUCGAAGGUUUAAAGAGGUUAUCAAAAAGUUAACUGUUAAUAAAAUACAAAAAAGGAAAAUGUAUUCAAAACGCCUUAAGUGUAUUCGUAUUUGGCACAAAUAAUUCUACUAAUAAUUUGACAGUACACUUUAAUAAAUGUUAAAUAAACGAAAAGACAUUUAUCAGAUGUAUGAAACAAUAUUUAAUUAACGAAAUGACUAAUCGGACAAAUAUUCCUUAAAAGAAACAAUGUUAUACCUUCCGUUACCAGGAAGGUAAUAUAUGAGUCUGGAAUAUUUAAAUGAAUGUAUAUUUUCUUAACAACUAUAUUUUAAAUACGCUUGCACAUAAAUAUGGCACAAAUACAAACUUCGAGCGCGGAUGGACUACCAAAGCACUUUGUCACCGCUAUGCGUACACUUUUUGAUAUAAUGGAUGACCAAAAUACAGGGUUUGUAAAAUUUUCUGAUAUUGAAGGCAGAUGGCAAGAUGAUGGAACGCAAGGUCUACCAAAAGGUGUUUUAGACAGCCUUAAAAAAGUCACUCCAUCUAAUGGAUUAUUGUCUUUUGAAAGAUUUUGUACAGGACUCAAGAUAUGUUUGCUACAAAUUCAAACAGAUGGUGACUCUAAAAAACAUGAUGGUCAACCAAAUAGACCACCAUCUGCUCCAAUACUUAUACCUGAUAAUCAAAAUAAAACAACAUGGACAUCUCCAAAUACAGCAACUAUUAGGCCAAAUAAUGCUAUAUCACAGCAACGUACCUUAAGCAUGCCACAGUUAUUAGCUGGUCGAAAAGAUGUUAAUCAUACACACUUAGAAUUAAUGGAUGGUAGAAGUGGUCCUGAAUUGAAGCUAAAUAAGGCAUAUGGGCCUCCUAAACCUCCACGGAUGGGUGCUGCAUUAGAAGCUAGAACUAUUAAUUCGGAAAGAAAUUUUGACAAAUCUGAAAUUCGAACUGUAUUACAAAAUUGGCAGAUGGGUUUGUUAAUGAAUGAUGAUAAAGCUAUAGAAAAAAGACAAUUACCAACGGUAAAUUAUAGAUCUGACACUAGAACAUUAUUAAGACCAACCAGAGUAUUGGGAGAUGGUAAAGCAGUUGAAUUGCAAAAUAAUCAAGUUGGCUUACAGCCUAAGAAACCAUUAAAUAGACGCAGAGAACCUAGGCGUCAUACGUUGCAGAAUGGUAUUGAUUACAAUAUGAUGAAAAGAAUGAAACAGAUUGAACAAGAGAAAGAUGUAUUACUUCAAGGUCUAGCUGCAGUUGAUAAAGCUAGAGAAUGGUAUUUGAAACAAAUAUCUGCUACUCAGGAAAAAAUUAAACACCUUGGGCGUAUGGGAUCUCAUGUGGAACAAUGGACAGAGGCACAGCAAGAACGUUUAGAAUUACAACGUGCUCGUGUCUUAGAAGUCAACAGACACUUAGCUGCACUAAUAAGUAGUUGGGAACGUGGUGGACUUCCUCUUCACAUGAAUCUUGCAUUUCUUAGCACUCCUACAUCGACCCAACUUCAGCAAGAUAUAUUAUCUAGGUUAAAGCAACAGAAUCAUAGACUAACAGAGGAAGUCAGUAAAAAAAGCCAACGGAUAGCAUUACUUGAACAAGAAAAGGACAACUUGGUACGAGAAUUGUAUAAUAGACAAAGUGGUAUAGUUCAAUCUAGAAGAGCGACAAUGAUUCAUGAACAACAUGAUCAAACAUUCAUGUAAGAAUAUAAAUAAACAAGAAGAUUUGCCUUUGAUGAUAUAAUGAAUUACAUGCAAAAUAUCAGAUACACAUAUAUUUAGAAAACUAAUUAAAAUCAUUGUUAUAAACUUUUAUAUCUGUUAUAUGUGUUGAAAUAUUUUAAAUAUCUGCAUAAAACAUGAAAUAUUUGUGUGAAAUAUUCACAGUACUAAUACUCGAAUGUACUUAUACAUUGUAAAUGAAGUCUUAAAAUUUUUAUAAUCCGUCCAAAUCUCAAAAGAGAGAUUAUGUUCUACAUUAAUAAAUUAUUAUUCUAAUUAAUAAA